Molecule: messenger RNA, 2200 nt
Organism: Drosophila subpulchrella
Lineage: Eukaryota; Metazoa; Arthropoda; Insecta; Diptera; Drosophilidae
Exons: 5
Coding region: 168-2033 (621 amino acids)
Source: RefSeq, a predicted model, not a curated record
UUGGUGAUGGAAUGAUGAAUGCCAGCGGCUAGACGGAGCGCACACAAAAAUUCCAAGUGCCCAGCGAACUACGGAUACGGAUCAACUAGCUCCAGGCGCUCUCUUCAAAAAUCCAGUAUUCCCAGAAGCCAGAGAUCGUCUGACAUAUACAUUAGCGAUAUACAUAUAUGGCAACCUCAGCGAUGGGCGUUGGUGUGCCCGUGGGCGUGGCUGCCUCGGGUCCAGUGCGUCGACCAACCGCCAGAGCCACCGCCGGAAUCCAAAGACGACGGGUGGUCAAGAAGCACAUCCAACAGAAGUACAUGCUCUGCGGAUUUGCCAUACACGCUUUCCUGGCCACCCCCGCCUAUCUGUACGGCAAUGUGGUGGAGUCCGAUAAGGAUCUGGUGCUGAGGAUCUGGCCGGCGAUCGUCUACCAGGCCACCGGAGAGCUGUGCCGAUCCAUAAUGGAGCACCUGGACACAGAGUACAGCGGCAGGUCGCGGGAGACGACCCAGUACAGGAGGGUCUUCCUGCUGGCCACGCUCAUCGCCUGCGUUUCGCUGAUGGUCAGCGGGAUACUCUUCUCCUCCGCCUGGAUCGUGGUCACCACGACCACGCAGGUGGUGGCCAUAGUCUUCUACGGCUGCUUUGCUGGCAUCGGCUCCAGCCUGUACCUGUGGAAGACGCACGUGAUCCUGGAGGCAGUGCGUCCGCGGGAGGACAAGUACGUGCGGAAGACGAUCCACCUGUGCGGCGAGGCCUUCUGCCAGCUGUUCCUCUCGUUCGUCUUCACCAGCCUGCGCACGCUCUACGGAACUGCCCAGUCGAUCGUGCUGAUGUCCGCCCUGCUGGUGAACCUCAUCCCGCUGAGCCUGAUCAUCACGAAGCACCGCGAGGACGCCUUCACCACAAAGCGGAUAUCGGUGAUCAAGGCGGAGACGGGAUUCGCGGCUCUACCGCUGCGGGCGGCACUGGCCGCCAAUUUGGUGGCCGACCAACUGGACGGCUUGGACACCCUGUCGUGGCGGAAUCCAGCCACCACCGCCGACAUGGCGGCCACCACUCCGAGUGCCGUCGUCGCCGCCGCCGUGGUGGACACCCACAGCAACUACAUGCUGGCCACCGACGAGGCCUACGUCACCUACGUGAAUCCCAACGGGGUGGAGAUCAUGGAGAUCAUACCCGAGGAGGACGAGACGGUGUCCAUGAUGCGGUCGAGCAAUGCGACCAUCGACAACUACGCCAUGUCCGCCUCGCAGACCUCGCAUAAGUCGCUCUCGAAUGGACGGCUUUAUCCCCUGACGCCCCAACUUCCCUUGGGAAUGGGAUUGGGAACCGGCACUGGCCCAGGAACCGGCAGCUCCUCGCCCCUGCCACCCGACUACGCCAAUCUGCGCCGCAUUCGCCGAAUGUCGCGGGCGGUGACCUCGCAUUUGUGGUGGAACCUGCUGGACAAGAUCGCCAUGCCGCUGCAGCAGGCGCUGCUGGUGCCGCAGCUGUACGCCACCACGCUGCUCCUCUCGGCGGACAUCUUCAGCUACGUGAUGUGCCUGACGGUGCUGCCGGGCCUGGCGGUCAGCCACCAUGCGCUGAAGAACGCCGAGAUCCCGUUCCUCUUCUCCCUGCUGGCCUUCCCCUGGAUGUGCUUCUCCCUGAUGACGCCGCGCUUCGGGACGAGCCUGUACAAGCGCAAGAUCCAGUGGCACACGCUAGGCAGCCUCUGCAAGUGCCUGGCCCUGAUCUUCAUCAGCUUCUCCACCUCGAAGCUGCUGCUCAGCGUGUCCGCGGUGCUGCUCGGCUUUGGCCAGGUGGUGACCGCCUUCCUGCAGGAGCUCGUCUUCCAGAUGGGCAUGACGCGGGCCAACUGGACGGCCAUCCGGCGACCGGUGCACUUCACCAACGGCCUGCUCGUACUCUUGUGGGGCGCCCUGGCCCACUGGGUGGUGGAGCGGUACUCCUUCCAGGCCACCGUGGGACUCGCCGGCGCUCUUUACGGCGCCACCUCGCUGCUCUGGAACUUCCUCUUCUUCUGCUGCCAGGGAAGGGAUUGAGCAGCAGUUGCUUAACCUGUUGCCAAAGCAGGGAUUGAGCAGCAGUUGCUUAACCUGCUGCCAAAGCAGGCAUUGAGCAGCAGUUGCUGGAUCUAAAGAAUUCGCUAGGUCUUGUAUGUGCGUGUGUGUAUGUGGGUUGCUGUUGUUGACGUUGUUGUUGUAUUUGU